Xylona heveae TC161 is the source of this 1329-nucleotide messenger RNA. RefSeq lists its product as hypothetical. The coding region runs from base 178 to 1011 and encodes 277 amino acids. The record is from RefSeq and is a predicted model, not a curated record. Lineage: Eukaryota; Fungi; Ascomycota; Xylonomycetes; Xylonales; Xylonaceae. The transcript has a single exon.
AUCUGAGUUUGGCAAUCAGAACAUCGCAAUCUUCAGCAUCUUCAAACAGGGGCCUUUUACGAACUUGUGAGAGAAUCGAACCUUCCCCAACAUCCUAUCUUACGAAUUGCUACUGACUGAUAUAAGUACAGUUCACCCAUAGAAUCAACUCACGUAUUAGCAUCUAUUACUGAAACAAUGACUACACAUGAGGACCUCAUCGCUCUCCUCUCCCGCAACCUUACAUUUUCGAACCCUAAUAAUAUUGAUUCACAUGGGUUGUCGGAUAUUCCAUCGCCCAGUAAUCCGCCUCCAAUUACAUAUUCCAUCACUCAGCAUUAUCACCACUCUGCCCAUCAGGUAACAGCUGCGCCUGCUGAAACUCAGGAGUCUACCUUUGGACAACAGGAUCGCGAAGCUGCCGAAGAUAUCUUGCGCAGUCAUGGAGUUGAGCCGUCGAAUCUCUUUCCCUCUCAAGUGACAUUGUUUAUGCACGCUGGUCCUGAAGAGCAAUUUCGCCUUCUAGAACUCUGGCGAAGCUCACCGCCCAGCUACGGCGGGCACGAGCUAGCGCGAGACUUGAAUAACUGGCCUGCUACUAGCUUGGAACAAGAGGAAGUCAUGGCUCGGCUUAGACAAGAAAGACAGGCAUCAGAAGAAGAAAGGAGACUCCUUCUCCUGUCCCCUCCAAGCAUCAGUAGCCAAGAGGAGGAAAUGGGGGAUGCAGAACCUGACGUUCCUCUGGCUCUGACCCCAAUUGAAGCUGGCGAUGGACGCAGCCUUGCCGAGCCUUACAUUCUGAACGGAUACGAUGUUGAUGGAUACAGCGACAUGAUUGAACCAUUGACCAAACCAACCACUUAUGUUCAAGCGAUAGAUCCGGUCUUCAAAGGGUCAGAAUACCUUGGCAAUUUUGUUGGAAACCAGGCUUUGGGAGACCAGUAUGGGCCUUUUGAGCACAUGAGGCAGUACGCCCAGAUGUCUGGCGGUUUUGCGGGUGUGCACGAGUUGCAUGAUGAAGAGAUGCUCUAGACAGAUGAUACCAUGAGAUUGUUAUUCACCAUUGCAUUCCUGAUUUUGAGCGUCGUUUCAUUCAUUGUAUCCUUUCCUUCGCUUGGUGGUUUUAGAUUCUUUUCCGAACUUUACGUCGAGGCUUCUCACGUGUUGGGCGAUCAUUUCAUGUGGGUUCGUUUCAAAUACACUCUACUCAUUAAUCGGAUUCCCAUACAUAGUGUUCGACAAAGUAGUGUUAUUGUUCUUGGUAGUAUGCGAAUACAUCAACAAUGUCAUGACAAUUCCCUACAGCAAAUUGCAAUGGAGAGUUGACCAGAACAAAGUAGACAGAUGCAA